Molecule: messenger RNA, 1443 nt
Organism: Symbiodinium necroappetens
Lineage: Eukaryota; Dinophyceae; Suessiales; Symbiodiniaceae
Source: the annotation of a GenBank genome assembly
AUGUCUGGCACGGAAGAAUGUCCAGAGGACACGGUGCCACCAGCGACCAUCACACUACGAGUUGCUCUGCUCAGUGGGGAAGCGACCACUGUGGUCGUGGAUCAUGACAGCACUGUCCAAAGGCUACGCUCCAAGGUCCAGAAGGAGCUUGGCAUCCAUGAGCUGAUCACUGCAAGUGGUCAGCUUUUGAAGGGAACUCACACUUUGCAAGACAUAGGCCUGCAAAACGGGGAUACAGUAACUGCCACAGUCAGGUACGCGACUCUCGUGUCCGGAAGGCUUUGCAGAGCAUUUGCCUUACUCCGUGGUGAUGGGUCUGUGGUUUCCUGGGGCGAAAAAGUUGCCUGUGGUCAAUACAGCACUGUCGCGCCUGCCAAGCUCGAAGGUGUGCAGAGGAUUCGCUGCUCAAGCGGAGCUUUUGCUGCCGUGUUGAGUGAUGAUUCGGUGGUUACUUGGGGUGACACCGCUUGCGGCGCUGAUAGCACAUCAGUGAUGUCUCAGCUUCACAAUGUGCACGACAUGUCGGCUUCGGCCUUUGCCUUUGCUGCCAUCAGGCAUGAUGGUAGUGUAGUCACCUGGGGUGAUCGGCGAUUUGGUGGAGACAGCAGCUCCGUGCAGGAGCAGCUUGUGGACGUCAAGCAUAUUGCUGCCUCCGGGCGUGCGUUCGCGGCAAUUCGGGGUGAUGGUGCUGUCGCAGCAUGGGGAAGCGAGGACUGCGGAGGAGAUUGCAGUGAAGUGAAAGGUCUUCUCCAAAACGUCACACAGGUUCAUCACACGUACUCGGCCUUCGCAGCCAUCCGGAGUGACGGUAGUGUCGUCACCUGGGGCGACAAGCAUGGCGGAGGCGACAGCAGCACCGUCCAGGCUCAGCUUCAAGAUGUCAGGAAAGUCCAUGGUUCCAGCUACGCUUUCGCUGCCAUUCGAGGUGAUGGGACCGUGGUGACUUGGGGCUCAGCUGACUCGGGAGGUGACAGCAGUAGUGUGCAGGACAAGCUCCGGAACAUCAAGGAGAUCCGGGCCACCGACACCGCUUUUGCUGCCCUUCGAGGGGAUGGCACGGUUGUUACUUGGGGAGGACGUCACGGCUUUGGUCGAGGGGGGAACAGCCUGGCGGUCCAGGCCCAACUGAGAGAUGUCCAGAAGCUUUCGGCUUCCGAUGGUGCGUUCGCAGCGAUACUCGGAGAUGGGACGGUUGUCACUUGGGGAGACGAGGACUACGGAGGCGACUGCCAGGUGGUGCAGGAUCAGCUCUACGACGCUCGAGAUAUUCAAGGCUCAAACUCAGCCUUUGCCGUCAUCCGCGGUGAUGGUGGUGUGGUCACUUGGGGUGACAGGCAGGUUGGGGGUGACAGCAGUCCGGUUCAAGACCAGCUGCAGGAUGUCCAUUGCACUUCCCUUCGCAUCUCCAAGUUCUCUGCCAAGCAUGAAGCUGGAGACAGUUAA